Messenger RNA from Ilex paraguariensis (yerba mate), 958 nucleotides. The record is from the annotation of a GenBank genome assembly. NCBI's taxonomy places the organism in Eukaryota, Viridiplantae, Streptophyta, Magnoliopsida, Aquifoliales, Aquifoliaceae.
CCCAGACGCACCUUUCUUGAGAAAACACACACAACCACCUCAUGCUAAAGCAAUUCCAACUUUCUAAUACUAUUGCGUGGAACUCAUUAUUCCACAUAUUCCAAUCCCUAUAACCCAAUAGCUAGCCAGCUAGCUAGCUCAUGUCAUCGAUUUUCAUUCUUCACCCUUACCUUUCAACCAGUUAGUUAUUCUAUUCAUGGAAAGAAGAAAAACCAGAGGAAGCAUCGAUGAACUGGCAAUAGUGAAAGCAGCUGCAUGGGCUUGGUAUCAACGUGGAUCCGGCUCCGAGGCCCGAUCCAUGAGAGAGUAUGAUCUCACAAGGCCGAGCAGAGCUCCCAAACCGUCCCGGUACAAGCUUGAAGCCAUGGCCAUGGAGGGGUCAACGUCAACCUCACCAAGUCCCUGCCAUAGUACUGGUGAUACUUCUCUUUUUGACAUGUACGAAAAAGAAAGGAUUUCAAAGCAGUUAGAUGAUUAUAUAAAGGCAAGUCAUAUUCAAUAUUAUGGAGGAUUUCACGGCGGUGGAGAUCGGAGCAUUGUCUCGGUGUCGGAAAGCGGUGUGAAGAGGAAGGAGAAGAAGAAGAAGAAGAAAAGAAAAGGGUUUUGGCUAAUGCAAGCGGUGACGUGUGGCUCAAGGGAUGAUGUGGUCGACAGUAUAGGUUUUGGGGGAGGGGGUCUGCGGUCGCCGGAAAAGCAGGUACCAGUGGUUAGGGUGGCCAACUACCGCCCACGGACCACCCAUGCCUAGUGAAUUUGUCAUUUUGGGUAUGGGUAUUGGUCGUUGGCUAUGUAAUAAAUUUGCCUCUCUGCCCAGUGGAUGUCAUUUAUUGUCUUCCAUUGUUCCAUUGAUGGGAAGCAAUUCUUUGGAAGAUCUAAAUUAAGGGGGGUGCAAGUUGGGCAAAACUGGUCAUGUGAAUUUCCUCUUUUAAUUCAUCUUUUGCCCCAUCAGAUAUAUAUA